AUGAAAAUCAACGGAAAGAUAUCUAACAAAAAGAAGAAGAAUGAUAACCAAAAGCGUUAUUAUGUUUCAACGCUGGAUCCAAAAGCAUAUUACGGUGGAAAUAUUAGAAUAGUCAAUAAUGAAGAAGAAGAAUAUGAUUCAGAGGAUUAUAAUCCGGUAGCAACCGAAAAUCUACCUGACAAAUACAUUGUGGAGCUCACAAAAGCGGCAGAUGAUAAAAUUGAAAAUGUGAUAAAGUCUACAACGGUUAACAUAACAACUACGACGUCAAUAUAUGAUUUCCAAGGAAAUAAAAUUAUUAUACGCCCCGAAGAAGCCCUCAUUGUAAUUUUGGUCCUUAUCCUUUGGAUUGGAGCGAUCGGUCUCUUCUUUCAUCGAUGGGGAAAAAUCAGAAUGUUGGAGCCGUACACGCCGAAAUUUGAAGCUGAACUUCAUCGACCCAGUUGUCCCCUUACAAGUAUCGAAGCCGUUGCUGUCGCCAAUAAGAGAAUGUCGCUUGGGCCACUUAAUGCUAUUCAAUGUGGCUCAUGGAAUCCCAAUGGAAAUGCAAGACAGUCGUUAGGGCGAGUAUACUCGCCUUAUUCUCGUCCUCGUUUGAAUUCAGUAUUCGUUGGACCUCAUCUUUUUUCACCGCCACAACCCCCGAGGAAGACAAAGUCUGCUGUCGACAUUCAUUCAUUACUCCUUGAAGCUGAAUGUGAAGUUUAGCUUUGAAGUCUUCUUUUCACUUUGUUUUGAAGAACGGUUUUUAGCUUUAAACAAUGAGAAACUUUAAACUUUUAUCAACUGCAAAAGUAGUUUUAAACAAGCAUUCAUAACCAACAUCACUAAAUCUAAAUAAU
Messenger RNA from Clunio marinus, 842 nucleotides. The record is from the annotation of a GenBank genome assembly. NCBI's taxonomy places the organism in Eukaryota, Metazoa, Arthropoda, Insecta, Diptera, Chironomidae.